Messenger RNA from Daucus carota subsp. sativus, 871 nucleotides. Its product is annotated as pleiotropic drug resistance protein TUR2-like. The transcript has 6 exons. Lineage: Eukaryota; Viridiplantae; Streptophyta; Magnoliopsida; Apiales; Apiaceae. The record is from RefSeq and is a predicted model, not a curated record. The coding region runs from base 192 to 518 and encodes 108 amino acids.
CAUGACAGUAGUGAAGCUUCCUGUCUUCUACAAGCGAAGAGAUGUUCUCUUUUUCCUGACAUGGAUCAUCAAAAUCCCAGUUUCACUUUUUGAUGCCGGACUUUGAUCAGCCCGGCCUACUAUGUCAUCGAAUAUGAUCCAUAUGUUGGAAGAUUAUAAAACAUUUCCUGAUAUUAUUUCUAGCCAAUCAGAUGGCUUCAGCAUUAUUCCACCUUAUGGCGACUUUGGGCAGGACCUUGAUUCUUGCAAUGAAUUAUGGGGGAUUUGCAUUACUUGUACUUCUUGCAUUAUCUGGCUUUGUUCUGGCACGAGCUUUAGGAAAAUCUCAACCUGUAAUCCCUGACAAAGUUGAUAAUGACAAAACCACAGAAUUAUCUCCCAGAGAAACUACUGCCGAGGCCAGUCAGCAUAAGAAAAAAGGAAUGGUUCUUUCAUUUGAACCGUAUGCUAUUACUUUUGAUGAUAUCAAAGAUUCGGUUGAUAAGCCACUGGAAAUGAAAGAGCAACGGGAUUGGUGAAUAUAGAUUGUUGCUUCUGAAGGGUGUGAGUGGAGCUUUUAUGCCUGGUGUCUCAGAUUAUAUUCACGGACGAGCCAACUUCAUGCAAGAGCUGAGGCUAUAGUGACGAGAACCGUGAGGAAUACUGUAGACACUGGAAGAACAGCGUUGUUUACACUAUCCAUCAACCAGGAGAAACAAAGCCCUUAUUGCACAAUUGGGUGUUCCUUCCCCUGGUGCAAAGGAACUCUCUUUUACGUUCAUCAACCAAUGCUUGGCUUGCCUGUGGAAACAAUAUGCUCAUACUGGCGAAACACAUCAUAUGUUAUAGAGAAAGAGCAGCUGGAAUGUAUUCAGCUCUGUCAUAUGCCUUA